AUGCUCCGCGCACCACCUGAUUCCCUCUUUCCGCUUCGUCACAUUCACAAACCCAACUCACUACUCAGAACUCGGACGACUCGGUUCUGUUGCAAAGCAAGUCUGAUCACAAACUCUGAUUCGUUCGAGGUGGGUCGACUCAUUGGGAGCUAUGGCUUCAUGAACAUCACCAGCUCUUCGGGGUCUCCAUUGGGCGAAGAUACUGAAUACUCAUCAGGUGAUUUGGGGCGGUUGAGAGUUCAAGAUGUAGGAGAAGGCAGUGUAAAGAUCAGGCUAUAUGAUGGGAGAGUCUCCCAGGGUCCACUGAAAGGAACUCCGGUUGUUUUUAAGGUUUAUCCUGGACAACGAGCUGGUGGGAAUGAGGCGGAUAUGAUGGCUGCUAAUGAGCUAAAUGCUCACCUAUUCCUUCAAAACAGUUCAAAUGGCAUCUGUCAGAAUCUUGCAAUACUCGUAGGUGGGUUUGAAACGAAAACUGGAGAGCAGUGGCUUGCUUUUCGUAAUCACGGGAAAUCUAGUGCCGCAGAUUAUGCUAAAGUUAUGAGUGAAAAAGUGUCAAGAAACCGUGCAGCGGGAGUUUGGAAUAAAUUUGAGCAAGAGGAAACAAUCAAACGCAGAAGAUAUUUUGUUACCAAGCUGCUUCAGGGCAUUAUGAGAGGUCUGGCUUACAUGCAUGAUCAUGACAGGUUGCACCAGAGUCUUGGACCAGCUUCUGUUAUUCUGAACACAAUUACAGAGAGAGAUGCUGCUUACUUGGUCCCACGACUUCGGGAUCUAGCCUUUUCUGUAGACAUUGGGUAUUCAAAUCUAGAAGGGGGUCCUGGAUUACUAUCGGAGGGACUUUGGAGAAGAGCAUCUACUGCCGGUGCCUUCACUCCUAUGGAAAAAAGAGCCUUUGGAAUAUCAGAUGACAUAUAUGAAGCAGGUCUUCUCUUGGCAUACUUAGCAUUUGUUCCAUUCUGUGAAGCAGGCAUAAUGGACGGACUUUCCUUGCAAAGGCUUUUGGAGAGCACUUUCCAACUUGAUCUUGGAGCAACAAGAGAGUACUGUUUAGCAGAUGACCGGCUAUUAGAUGCUGUGAAGUUCCUGGAUCUUGGAGAUGGUGCCGGUUGGGAGUUACUCCAGAGGAAAAAGAGGUUGAAUGGAAGUGAGAAUGAGAGUGGAGAUGUGAUCGAGAUAGAAGAUGAGAGGGGAGGAUGGUAG
Prunus armeniaca (apricot) is the source of this 1200-nucleotide messenger RNA. The record is from the annotation of a GenBank genome assembly. NCBI's taxonomy places the organism in Eukaryota, Viridiplantae, Streptophyta, Magnoliopsida, Rosales, Rosaceae.